Pyrenophora tritici-repentis Pt-1C-BFP is the source of this 2694-nucleotide messenger RNA. RefSeq lists its product as uncharacterized. Gene Ontology annotation, cellular component: plasma membrane. Gene Ontology annotation, molecular function: calcium-activated cation channel activity. Lineage: Eukaryota; Fungi; Ascomycota; Dothideomycetes; Pleosporales; Pleosporaceae. The record is from RefSeq and is a predicted model, not a curated record.
GUACAGGGAGCCUUUCAAUCUCCUACCGGGCAUCUUCCUUUGUGAAUUUUCCCUCAAUCUCCUAGGGCGCACGCGACUGCCCAUUUACUCACCAUGUCGACCACAGGUGGUGAAGUUGGCAAGGCCAAAUCAGAAUCUUCAAACUCCCUCUCCAGCUUGGUCUCGACCCUCAUACCCACUGCCAUCAUCGCCUUUGCCUUUGUGGCUGCCUUCUUCGUUGCGCGCAAAUAUUUCCGCAGGGUUUACGCGCCGAGGACGUACCUCAAUCAUCUGGGGCAGCAGCGACAGACGCCAGCACCGAGUCCGGGCUUCUUUGGAUGGGUGAAAGACUUCAAAAACCUCAAGGACGAGUACAUUCUCGAUCACCAAUCGAUUGACGGCUACCUCUUUGUCCGCUUCUUCAAACUCCUCAUCAUUACCUGUUUUCUAGGAUGUUUGAUCACUUGGCCCGUGCUCUUCCCCGUCAAUGCCACUGGAGGCGCUGGACAGGAGCAGCUCGACCUGCUGUCCAUGAGCAACAUCGACCCCACCGGUACCAAUGUCAAUCGCUACUAUGCCCAAGCUGGAGUUUCCUUCAUCUUUCUCAGUUUGAUCUUGAUCAUCAUUGGCCGCGAGUCUUUCUUCGUAGUCAAUCUUCGUCAAGCAUACCGCCGCUCGCCAUGGGGUGCCAGCCGAUUGUCAUCGCGCACAAUCUUGUUCACCAACGUUCCCAAGGAUCUUUCCCAGUCGGCCCUCUUUGACAUGUUCCCAGGUGUCAAGCAUGCCUGGGUUGCCUCGGAUACCAAGGAGUUGGAUGAUCUGGUCGAGGACCGCGACGACACCGCUCUGAAGCUGGAAGCUGCCGAGAUUGAUCUAUCACGUGAGGCCAACAUGAACAGACUCAAGGCUGAGAAGGGCAAGAAGCACUAUGUUGCCGAAGACGUAGCGGAUGGUUCCAAGUGGAUCGACCCCAAGAAGCGCCCAACACACAAGCUCAAGUUCUUGAUCGGCAAGAAGGUUGACACUAUCGAGUACGGACGAUCGCACCUGGCUGAGCUGAUCCCCAAGAUUACGGCGGAACAGGAUAAGCACUGGAACGGCGAGGGCGACCUCGUGGGUGCUGUGUUUGUCGAGUUUGAGACGCAGAAGCUCGCCCAAGAUGCCUGGCAAAUGAUGCAAUCCACCAAGGCCAAGCCCAGCAAGCAGCUCAAGGCACGCCAACUCGGUGUCAUGCCUCAGGAGGUUGUGUGGAGCAAUCUGCGCAUCAAGCCCGCUGAGCACCUCGUUCGAUGGGCUGUUGCCACUGGCUUUAUCAGUGUUAUGAUUAUUUUCUGGGCAGUUCCUGUCGCCUUCGUCGGUCUUAUCUCCAACAUCAACUACCUGGCCGAUCGUUUCCCGUGGCUCGAAUGGAUCCUGGAUAUCCCCAAGCCUAUUCUCGGUGUAAUCACUGGUCUGCUUCCAUCCGUCAUGCUUGCUGUUCUGAUGGCGCUUGUGCCUAUUGUCUGCCGCCUGAUGGCCAAGCAAGCCGGAUACGUGACGUACAGUCAGAUUGAACUAAAGACUCAGAACUGGUACUUUGCAUUCCAGGUCGUGCAAGUUUUCCUCGUCGCAACACUUUCCAGCGCCAUUACAUCCGUCAUCAACCAGGUUCUGGACAACCCAGGCAUCGUUCUUCAGCUCCUCGCCACCAACCUGCCAAAGGCUUCCAACUUCUACAUCAGCUACUUCAUCCUCUUGGGCCUGUCCUCGGCUGCCGGUACCCUCCUCAACAUCGGUGGCUUUGUCGUCGUAGUCCUCCUCGGCCGUGUUCUGCCCGGCAAGACUCCUCGCAAGAUCUUCGACAAACUCACCAAGCUUUCGGCGCCUUCGUGGGGCUCCGAGUUCCCCAAGUGGAUCAACUUGGGUGUGAUUGCCAUUACCUACUCUGGAAUUGCUCCGCUUAUCCUCGGUUUCGCUACUGUUGGCUUCUCCCUCAUCUACGUUGCUUUCCGCUACAACUUCCUCUAUGUAUACGAGACCGAUCUUGACACUAAGGGUGAGGCGUACCAAAAGGCUCUGCGUCAACUCCUUACUGGUGUCUACCUCUCUGAGAUCUGUCUCAUUGGUCUUUUCGCCAUCGCCACGGCUGACAACAUCCAAGCCAUUGGUCCAUUGAUCAUUAUGGCCAUCAUGCUUCUGCUCACCAUCAUCUUCCAAUUCACACUCAAGUUUGCCCUGAAGCACGAGGAAGCCCGCCUAGCGUACGCUGACCCCUCCGGUCACGGCGGCAUGAUCGGCCACCACGAGGAUGGUCUCCGCGGCUCGUCCGCCGAAAAGGGAGCCAGAGCCGAGGCAGGAAACAGCCAUCAGCCCAGCCCAACCAAGGUGCCCAUGUUCCUGCGUAAAGUGCUGAACCCAGAAAAGCAUUCCAUUCACGUCCUAUCCAACUCGCUCGACCAGUUCUACCACAAGCCGCAAGACCCGCUCCCAAUCGAAAUCCAGAAGCGUGCUUUCUUCAACCCGUCAGUCACGAAGCCCACGCCUGUGCUCUGGAUCGUCAGGGACGACAUGGGUAUCAGCAGGCGCGAGAUCCAGGACACGCAAAAACAGGUUCCGGGACUCGUCAUGACGGAUGAACAAGCGACGUUUAACGAAAAGGGCAAGGUGUAUUGGAAGGGUGUCGAGGAUGGUCACUCCCGCGAGGCACCUGUUUUCGAUGAGAGAAUCGUUUACUGA